This is a messenger RNA of Symbiodinium natans, 468 nucleotides long. The record is from the annotation of a GenBank genome assembly. NCBI's taxonomy places the organism in Eukaryota, Dinophyceae, Suessiales, Symbiodiniaceae.
AUGAAUGUGUGCGCUACGACAGUGGCCUCCUGGAUGGAAGAAGACGUGGUGCGAAGGAGCCCUUGGUUGACUCUGGGGCUAGCAGCUCCUCAAGGCACGGUGCUUACGCGGUCAUUGGCGGGGGGGGAUGACUUCGAGGAUGUGUUCGCUCCCAUUGGUGAGCCUUCCUCGUCCGAGUGCCCAAGUAUGCACAAGGUCAUCGCAGAAUGUCGCCAGCGUGUCCUGCAAGAUGCCCUGUCCUUGGACAGCGUUGACAAUCCCUUUGACGUUGCAGCCCCUCGAAGUCGAAGUGUGGGGGCACGGCUCGGUGCCUCACGCCUGCACGCAGCAUGGCAUGCGGUGUCAAUGUGGUGUCAAUGUGGUGUCAAUGUGGUGUCAAUGUGGUGUCAAUGUGGUGUCAAUGUGGUGUCGAUGUGGUGUCGAUGUGGUGUCGAUGUGGUGUCAAUGUGGUAUGUGGUGUGCCCAUGA